GUGGCGACGACCAGGACCCCGUCGGCGACAUGGACGUCGUGCUGGCGAAGGUCAAGGCCGUGUCGGGGCACGCAGGCGAGCUGAACGUCACGGACGCGAAGCUGUGGCUGCGGGCCCACGGGGAGCGGGGCAGCAAUGCCGCCGCUCGGCUGGGCAAGCUCAGCAAGCUCCGCAACGCCCAGUCGCACCCGCUCGCGCUGCAGCUGAUCGUGGAGGUCGGGCAGUUGGCGGCGGCUGUCGGCAAGGAGGAGCUGAAGAAGAUGGACGGGUCGGGGUGCUACAAGGGCGCCGAGGCGGGCCCCGCCCCCCCCAGCGAGGAGAAAGUCAAGGGCGGCGCCGGUGGGGGGGGGUGGGGACCGCAGCCAGAGGACGCAGACCUGUCGGAGACGGUGGGCGACAUCACGGAUCUGGCGAGCGUGUCGGAGACGACAGCGGCGGGCCCUGAGGAGAAGUUCUCGGCGAAGCCAGCGAAGCAGAACGGGGAGCUGAUCCAGGUGGACAUCAAGUUCGGCCCAGACUUCGAGGCCAAGCGAGUGCUGAAGGUAAGGGACUCGGACGACAUGUCGGAGACAGUAAGCUCGUCGGACCAGAAGGUGGCGGGCCCAGAGGAGAAGUUCUCGAUGAAGCCAGUGGCCAAGCAGAACGGGGAGCUGAUCCAGGAGGACAUCAGGGACGCCCCAGCCUGCGACCACCUCGAUUAUAAGUACCAGCUCAAGUCGGCGAAGAUCGAUGAGUUGGUCAAGGUGUGCCUCUCGCGCGAGGAGUUUGAGGAGAAGCUCCAGGCAUGGGAGGACAACUAUGAGCUCUGCGGCCAGCACGGGUGCGCGGCCAGUGACGCAGCGUUGGGGCUCAGCUUGAGAAUGCCCAAGAGUAAACCCUUCACAGUCUGCAAUGAGCGUGGCCAAUGGGUGUACAACUGGCGGCUGGACAAGCAAGGAGGGCAGUGCAAGUGCGGCGCGCGGCUGGAACGGUUCCAGGGCAAGCCGCCCCGGCGCAGCAACCACUACGGGCAGCAGCACGCUGGAAGCUCAGCGGCGGCGUGGUGGGGGCCAAAGCCAGGAGAAAGCGAUGGCAAGGCGGCGGCGCUGGAUUUCCUCGCAGGGGGGAACAAGCAGCUGGCCAAGGAGACCGAGCAUCAGAAGGCGCAGAAGUGGCUGCUGGAGUGCGAGGACGAGCUCGAGCGCUUGUCCAUCCUCCACGAUGAGGCGCUCCUCCGCCGCGACCAGGCCUUGGAGGACGCCUUCGAUGCGGAUCAGGCCCGCGCGAAGGCCUCGGCGGCCUACUACAAGCAGGUGGGCAAGGGGGAGCUCGUCAAGGCGGGGGGGGAGCCUGCGCAGGCUGAAGUGCAGACGAUCCUGGACUUUUCAGUGGAUGACCGGCUCCUGGACGCCAACCUGGACGACUACGAGGACGGCCCAGAGAAGGAGGCGGUGUUGGCCUUCCGCACCAAGUUGGCGGACAUCCAGCAGGCGGGGAAAACAUCUUUGCAGAAGAUCGAGGAGGCAGAGGCGGCGCUCGCUCGGCAGCAGGCAGAGGUUCGCCAGAAGCACGCGGAGGAGGCGAAGCAGCUGCGCGACCAGGCGGAGCAGCACCAGCAGCUCCUGGUGCAGCAAGUCGAGCAGCUCCCCAGCCUGCGCAAGCAGCUCCAGAAGAAGCGCAGGACGGAGGACGGCCAGGCGGCCUCAGGCGAAGCCGCCAAGGAGCCCGGUGAGCAGCCAGCGGCGGAGCCAGGAGCCACGGCCGCGGAACCAGCGGCUGCCCCAGACGCCGAGGCAGCCCAGAGGAGGAAGCAGGUGCUGCUGGACUACCAGGCGAAGGUCAAGGCGCAGGCAAGAGUGGAGCAGCUGCCAGCCAGGAUCGACCGUCGCACCUUUGACGAUCUACGUCCUGACGCGAGGCCAGCGUCAGGCACGGCUGGCGAUCGCCAGCUCUUCUUUGCGAAUGUGGAGAAGUGGGGCCCACAGGCCCACAAAUACGUGAACGAGUAUCAGGAGCGACACCCACGGGUAAGUGUGAUGGGCAUCUGCGAGACCCACCUCUUGCCCGACAAGCAGAAGAAGGUCACGGUCGACCUCCAUCGGGACGGCUGGAAGACCACGGCCACGGCAGCGCGGCCGUCUGGGCUGAGUGAGACGGGGUGCUGCGGUGGAGAGAUGAUAAUAGCGAGGCGGCAUCUUGAGACGACCUCGUUUGAUCAUGUGCGAGUGGCAGCACAGCAGCGAGGCAGAGACGAUCCCUUCCGCGGGUUCGUGGCGACCACCAUCCACGCGAAGGCGGGCAAUGUGGUCUACGCGACGGCGUACAUGGCGCCCCAGUGGGGGAAGGGGUCCCCGAACCCCCAGAAGUUGGCGAGCCUGGCUGCCUUCCUGAAGGCCGUGGACGACCCGUGGAUCGUGGCGGCGGACUGGAACCUGGACCCAGAGCAGCUGCUGAAGAGCGAGUUCCCGCAGGAGGUCGGCGGGGUGGUGAAGACGCCGCAGGGGACGAAGGUAACGUGCGCCAAAGGGGAGCAGGGGCCUCUGCUGGACUACUGCUUGGUGCGCAAGGACUUUGCGGACCAGGUGAUGGUAGAGGCGGAGCUGGAGGUGCCUUGGAAGGUGCACUGCGCGCUGCUCAUCACACUCAAGGGCUCCUACCAAGAAUGGUGGGUGAGGGCGCUCGUGGUGCCCAGGGCGCUGCCGCGGGCGCAGAGGCCGAGGAAGAGCGCGGACCUCAACAGCAAGACGAGCAAGAUGAAGCAGAAGAAGCUGCAGGAGAGGAAGUCGAGACUCCCCCCGGAGGAGCAGGAGGCCUUCGCGAAGCUGUACGAGGAGGAUGAGGUCUGCCAGGAGCCCAAGGCGCCUUUCCAGGUGCCACUGGAGUGCUGGAGGCAGGCGGAAGAGCAGCUGGCGCAGACAGGAUUUCCAGGGCCCGUUGUGGGCACGCACACGGGCCCGGUGCAGCAGGUGGACGACCACGUCGCCUACCAGGGCCGCGAGGAGCAGGAGAAGGACCUCUCGCAUAGGUACGGCAACUGGGUGAGCAAGCUGGAGCUCGCCCUGCUGGCCGUCCACGAGGUGGAGGAGUCGGAGAAGGCGCGCUACCUGGGGCGCGGGAGGGGCUUCGACCUGAAGUGGGUGAAAGCGAAGGUCACGCCAGGCAGGGCACACAGUGCCACAGGCCGGGUGAGCUGCAAGCUCAAGAGGAUCGCCAAGGAGACGCUGGACCAGGGCAUGGCAGACUUUUUCGGCAGCGCGCGCUUCAUGGUCUGGCAGAAGAUGAUGGUCAAGGUCGAGACCCUCUCGGCGGCGCACCGACAGAAGCUGCUCGAGCUGACGGGCACGCUGGCGGCGGCAGGGCAG
Messenger RNA from Prorocentrum cordatum, 3341 nucleotides. The record is from the annotation of a GenBank genome assembly. Lineage: Eukaryota; Dinophyceae; Prorocentrales; Prorocentraceae.